Molecule: messenger RNA, 1746 nt
Organism: Angiostrongylus costaricensis
Lineage: Eukaryota; Metazoa; Nematoda; Chromadorea; Rhabditida; Metastrongylidae
Source: the annotation of a GenBank genome assembly
AUGAUUGUCGGUGAUUACCAGCAAGCCAUUUUCUAUUCUGAGUUAGUGGACACAACGCCAUGUAUAUGUAGCCUAAGAUUUUUCUGUUACGAGACUUACGAUUCAAUAGGCUAUCCUAUGACAGAAAUAGAUUCUCAAGCAGAACUUGACCUUCUCGGAGAAGGACCAGCAGCAACAGAUGGUGACCAUCUUGAUGAGCACGCUCUCCUCGAUCAAUCACCUUCUCACGGAGAUGACCAGAACGGCGUUAGUCAUUUGAAGGUUGAGGAGUUGAAGAGUGAAGAAGUCGAUCUGUACGACGAUGCGAUAGCGCCAUCUUCUGGAGAAAAGUCCAUUGCUCCUGCACCAGUUCGGAACACCCAGCCGAAUGGAUCGACAGGGCAUGCUUCUGACGGGAAACGGUAUUGUUGCUACAUAGGGAAUUUGGUUUGGUGGGCUACCGACGCAGAUGUGGCCGUGAGUGUUUUGCGUAGUUAUAGGCUGUUGCACAUAAAGGCUAUCGGAAUCACGGAUUUGAUUGACAUGAAGUUCUUUGAAAAUCGGACCAAUGGACAAAGCAAGGGAUUCGCUCUACUCGUCUUUGCAAGCGACACAUCCGUGCGAACUGUCACUGAUCAAAUGCCACAGCGUCAAAUUCAUGGGCAGUCACCCGUUAUUCUUCCAUAUACUAAAGCAUCUCUUAACCGCUUAGAUGAGGCUACUUCGAAAAUGCAGAGUCGACCAGAUCCUAAACAGGCUAAAAAGGAUGAGGCUUGUAUGAACAUGGGUACAAUACGUAUAGGUGCAGCACCAACAGGACCCUCUGGGCCUCCACCAAUGUUAGGACCACGAAUGGGGCCUGGUGGACCAAUGGGUGGUGGUCCUAUGCCGAUGAUGCAAAUGAGGCCUGGUCCUGGUGGCCCUCCAAUGAAUAUCGCAGCCAGUGGCCAAAUGGUCGCUUCUGCAUCUGGUCCAGUUGGUCCGGGUGGUUUAGUGAAUCGAGGUCCAGUCAUGAUGGGACAACCUGUCAACCAGGGGCCAAUGAUGAGCCGUCAGAUGGGUCCUCCUGGAGUUGGUGGUUCAGUCGGAACGGUUCAAAUAGGUGGUCCCGUUCAACUGGGAGUACCAGGUCAGAUGACGACUGGGCCUCCUCGCCCUAUGGUGGGAGGCAACAUGCCAAUGCAAAUGGGAAGUGCUCCACCGUUAAUUCAGCCAGGAAUGCAGGUGCAUCCAAAUAUUUGUCGCAACCAGUACUACUGUCCGCAUUAUACACACUCAUCUAGUCGACCGCCUCCUGGUGUUCAAUUUGGUGGCACUCAACAGACUAUGGUUGGUAUUGGACAACAGCAAAUGAUCCAGCAAGGUGCUGCUGGCAUGCGUACAGUAGCUGCUCCCACGCAAGCUCCUCAGCAGCUUGUCGCACCUCAUGGUGCACAUAUUAAUCCACAGGUAUUCCUGAAUAAUUGCAAGGUUUUGUUGAAUAUUCAGAUGUUUCCCGGCGUUCAGCAGCAGCCUCCUAUCCCUGGAGCUAUGAAUGAGGUUGAAUUUGAAGAGAUAAUGAACAGAAAUAGAACGGUUGCAUCAUCCGCGAUUUCUCGAGCUGUAGCGGACGCUGCUGGAGGUGAUGUGAAAUCUGCAACUGAGACAAUCUUGACGGCGAUUUCUCUUAUAAAACAGAGUCGUGUAGCUCAUGAUGAUCGUUGUCGCCUUCUAGUUGCUAGCCUUCAGUGUUCGAAAAUUCCACAGGAAAAGUUGCCUAUUAAGUAA